This is a messenger RNA of Dermacentor silvarum, 1838 nucleotides long. RefSeq names its product male-specific lethal 3 homolog (gene msl-3). The record is from RefSeq and is a predicted model, not a curated record. Gene Ontology annotation, cellular component: NuA4 histone acetyltransferase complex; nucleus; MSL complex. NCBI's taxonomy places the organism in Eukaryota, Metazoa, Arthropoda, Arachnida, Ixodida, Ixodidae. Gene Ontology annotation, biological process: regulation of DNA-templated transcription; chromatin organization.
ACGGAAUACACCCUGGGCCAAAACGUUGCCCUCGAUUCCAAGCAUCACGUUUGGUUGAGGCGCUUUACUGCGCCACCACGCACAGGUAUUCGUGGCGCUCUCACAUCCGCAACCAUUGCGGAUCUUGAGGUCGCCGCGCCGGAGCAGGCAGAGGAUCCUGCUGCAGCUCCGGCGCGUGGCGUCAAGUUCAAGUUCUCCGAAGGGGAGAAAGUUUUGUGCUACGAGCCCGACUCCUCAAAAGCCAAAGUACUCUACGACUCUAAGGUAUUGGAGCUUGUGGUUGGCAAGGACGGUCGAGGCCGCAAGAUGCCCGAAUACCUAAUUCAUUUCAGUGGCUGGAGCAGCAGCUGGGAUCGCUGCGUUGCAGAAGAGUUCAUAUUGCCUAACACCUUAGAAAACAGGAAGUUGAAGAAAAAGCUAGCGGAGGAAGCAGCACAGAAACUGCUUCAAACAAGUAAAUCAAAGAAACGUAAGGUUCCUGCCAUACUGAAAGAAACUCUCGACAGAAAACUGCGUGGAAGGGGCAGGAAAGAACGAAGCAACAGUGCUUCGAGUAGUGGCGGUGAAGAGUCCUCGUCACAGUCGGACUCCUCAGAGCAGCAAGGUGGUGACUCCGACGAAGAAAAGGAUAGUGAGGAGGAACCAGAGGAAAUUGCGACAGAUUACAACAUUGAAAUUCCCAAGAUUCUCCGAAAGACAUUAGAGGAUGACUGCCACAACAUCACUGUUAGAAAAAAGCUUGUCCAUCUGCCAUGCACGCCUGACGUGGUUGACAUGCUGGAGGGCUAUCUGAAACACUAUGCUGCAAAGCUAAGACUUACAGCCGCCAAAAAUGCCAAAGGCAACACUUCACGUCAGCCACCCCUCGAUCCAUCAGAACUGGAAUCAAGGUUUUCGUUGUGUAAGGAAGCGAUGGAUGGACUGCGGAUUAUAUUUUCUUCCACCUUGUCCAACUCGCUGCUGUACAACGAGGAGAAGGCUCAGCAUAAGUUGGUAACGUCUUUUUGCCGCCCCAUCCGGAUUUCUCGGUCGACAACAACCAGCCGACCAAAUGACACGGCAAGUUCUACUGAAGCAAGCCUUUUAAACAUGGCGCCAGACGUUGCAACCACGGUGAAGUGCCGGUCUCGUAAAAGCCUACAUGGCAACCCCGAUUCCAAGGGCACCUCUUCUUCUCCAAGGCGGAAGCGAUCUGCAAGUCCGCCAGAAAAACGCAGCUUGCGUGCUGUGGAUCCAAAUUCUGCGUGGAACAACUCUCCUGCCAAGUCUACUCACGAUGACAGUGACACAGACAAUCUGCCCUUGGCUGUGGCGAUAAUGGGCAGAGCACCGAGGCGACGGACUGUAAGCACAUGUUCUGUGUCGUCGUCUGUGUCGGCGGCCACGUCUGAAGCUGCUCCAAGCACAGGUGGCAACAAAUUUGACUGCACAAUACUCCCGAGUGAAUGCUUGGAAGAAAACCCGGCAUCUCCAGCUCUGCUGUAUGGUGUACAACACCUCCUACGGCUCUUUGUGAAACUUCCAGAGUUGCUGCAGAAAAUGGCAAUCACGAAGACUAAAGCUGGCUAUCUUGAAAACUUUUUGAACGGUUUCGUGCACUACCUUGCAGGUCGGCACGAAGAACUUUUUCCAUCAUCUGCUUAUCGAGAUGCUGAGCAAGUUAUGGCCGAACUUGAAAAAUACAAUACUCUUGAUGAUUAAAAAUAAAGUUCAUUGUCUGUCUUGAUGAUUAACGCACAUGGCGUUGUGUAUAUAAGUCAUUGCACCCGGGUUGGGAAGUUUGCGUAACUCUGUCUUUUGUGUUGUUUCUGUGAAUAAAAUGCAUCUUUUGCCAUGUA